CUUUCACUCACGUACCUUUCAAAUGGCGACUCCAUAUCAGGCCCCCGCAUGUCCCGUAUGUAACAAACCUCUACCCAUCAGUCAGAACGAGUGUCCAUUCUGUCAAAAGUCCUUCCGCAGGGCUGAUGUCGCUCGUCGCCAUGCCCGCUCUUGCAACGCCCGACAAGGCCAGCCCCUCCCAUCAAAAGCCAAACGGGGCAGAAAGCUUCGAGCUUGCGAUAACUGCUCACGAGUGAAGGCUUCUUGUAACUCGGAACUUCCUUGUCGUCGGUGCUCAGCUCGUGGCAUCGAUUGCAUUUACAGUUCACUAUGUCAUGACCCUACACAUCGAGCAACUUCCAAACCAAGGGAAGUCUCCAAGGAUAAUCGUCCUAGCCUCUCUUUUCUGCUACAAGCUAGCAAUCCAAUUCAUGACUCUAUGGAUGCCAUUGUUGCUCGAGAGCCGGAAAGAACUUCAGAGAUGCCUGCUUGGAAACAACGUGAGACGGAGACGGUUGAUUGGAGCUCUAGGACAGUCGAUCCAAGAUUUCUUCUCUUGGAUCUAUCGGACAUGCUUCUCGAUGAGCCUCAUGACUAUGAAGAUACAGAAAACAAUACUUUACAGUUCUCUGGUAUCUUUGGUCCCUCUACCGCGUCGUUCGACAUUUUAUCGACACGAAUAGCCACUCUGUCAAGCAUCCUUCAAGGAUUGACUAUCAACAAACCUCAUCUCAGGGAGGGACUUGACCAAAGUUUUCAACGAGGUUUCUUUACAACGUCUCACUUUCAACAUGUUUUAUUCCUCUUCUUCCGCCGGAGACACUACCAUAAAGAUACGAUACACUGGCCAACAUUUGAUCCUGAAAAGGUUUCGCUCCACCUGCUACUAGCUGUGGUGUUGACUGGAACUGUAUAUCUGCAAUGCCUUGAUCAAUCGGCUCCCUCAUAUAUCAGUACACCUCUACUAGAACUAGCAGAAAAGUACGUAUACAGGGAGCUCAAGAAACUAUCAGAUCAGGACAUCAGCCCAGUCACGUCACAACACAUGCUUGAAAUAUGCCAAGCUGCCGUAUUGAUGAAUACUCUCGAAGGCAGUGCAAACCAUAUCGAGGCUCGUCGAAGAAUAGCGAGUAAACGAAUUCCAACGCUCGUCGCGACGUUGAGAAAAUCAGACAUGAUGAGUCUCAUACAUGAGUCAGAUGAAAGCUGGGGGGAGUUUGUUCACCGAGAGACAUGUAUAAGGGUCGUUGCAUGGACUUCUAUGAAUGACUCACUACUGGUGCUCUUCUGUAACCAUCCACCCGUCAUUACAUCAAAGGAGAUGACUGGGGAUCUACCAUGUCGGAGUGAUAUUUGGGAGGCAGAUUCAAGCAUGGUUUUUCAAGAAAGGUCACAGCAUAGCUUAACAAGGUCUUAUCCUUCAAGCUGCAAUGAAGCAAUAGCAGGAAUACUUUCUGAGAAAUGGACUCCUGCAAUAAGAGAGUCCUUUGGAAAGUUAGACCAUUCAGAUCUCUUUUAUCUCUCCUCAGGUCUUGGACGUCACAUAUUCCAUUUUCGUACGUCAGUAGUAUCACCUGAUUAUUCCAAGAUGCUGCUACGUGCAUUGGAUAGAUGGGACUCUCUUUGGGCCGAUGCUUUUGAACGUAUUCCAGAAGAUGAGAGGAGGUGGCUCGGAAUGGGCAAACACACUCCUGAAGUUAUAGCAUUGUCAAGGCGGACCAUUGAGAUCAUCGAAACAGGUGAAGCAAAGGACUCAGCUUAUCUUCAGGAUAUUGCAUUUUAUGACACGGCUGUCUUUCACGAAUUCGUGCAGAAGUACGGAUAGGAAAGCUCGGGUACAGCGAAGAAUUGAAAGGCUGACUUCAGGCAACCUCCCAACCUAGGGGAGGCAAGAAAACUCAGGACCUCUAUUCUAAGUGACAAAAAGAUUUAGAUGAGCUUAGUAUAGACGUAGUGGGCCUUUAGAUUAGUUGUUUA
This is a messenger RNA of Fusarium redolens, 1956 nucleotides long. RefSeq lists its product as uncharacterized. Lineage: Eukaryota; Fungi; Ascomycota; Sordariomycetes; Hypocreales; Nectriaceae. The coding region runs from base 23 to 1804 and encodes 593 amino acids. Gene Ontology annotation, cellular component: chromatin. Gene Ontology annotation, biological process: DNA-templated transcription; regulation of transcription by RNA polymerase II. Gene Ontology annotation, molecular function: zinc ion binding; DNA-binding transcription factor activity, RNA polymerase II-specific; RNA polymerase II cis-regulatory region sequence-specific DNA binding. The transcript has 2 exons. The record is from RefSeq and is a predicted model, not a curated record.